Molecule: messenger RNA, 1475 nt
Organism: Ipomoea triloba (trilobed morning glory)
Lineage: Eukaryota; Viridiplantae; Streptophyta; Magnoliopsida; Solanales; Convolvulaceae
Product: 60S ribosomal protein L3-1-like
Exons: 6
Coding region: 161-1330 (389 amino acids)
Biological process (GO): translation; ribosomal large subunit assembly
Cellular component (GO): cytosolic large ribosomal subunit; ribosome
Molecular function (GO): structural constituent of ribosome; RNA binding
Source: RefSeq, a predicted model, not a curated record
AUGAGACAAAUAUAUACGCAUCUCACUUUCGUUUAGGGUUUUCGAUAUCGACUGAAGCUCUGCGGCCGGUUGCUGUUCGCCAAGGGUUGUUACUUACGUUUCUCCAUCUCUCGUCAGCUGUUAUCCCCUCGAGCAUUACAAGCUGUGAUUCCAGGGAAGGAUGUCGCAUAGGAAGUUUGAGCACCCAAGGCAUGGGUCCCUUGGCUUUCUUCCCAGGAAGCGUGCUUCUCGUCAGAGGGGAAAGGUGAAGGCAUUUCCCAAGGAUGACCCAACCAAGCCAUGCAGGCUAACUGCAUUCUUGGGAUACAAGGCUGGUAUGACUCACAUUGUCAGAGAAGUUGAGAAACCUGGCUCCAAACUUCACAAGAAAGAGACAUGUGAGGCAGUGACAAUUGUCGAAACACCUCCAAUUGUGAUUGUUGGAGUUGUUGGCUAUGUGAAAACACCUCGUGGACUUCGUUGCCUCAACACUGUUUGGGCUCAGCAUCUGAAUGAGGAGGUGAGGAGGAGGUUUUACAAGAACUGGGUCAAAUCAAAGAAGAAAGCUUUUACCAAGUACUCAAAGAAGUAUGAGUCUGAGGAUGGAAAGAAGGAUAUCCAGGCACAGUUGGAUAAGUUGAAGAAAUAUGCAUGUGUCAUUCGUGUUUUGGCUCACACCCAGAUAAGGAAGAUGAAGGGACUGAAGCAGAAGAAGGCUCACCUGAUGGAGAUCCAGGUGAAUGGUGGGACAAUUGCGCAGAAGGUUGACUUUGCAUAUGGCUUCUUUGAGAAGCAGGUGCCAGUUGAUGCUGUGUUCCAGAAGGAUGAGAUGAUCGAUAUCAUCGGUGUCACAAAGGGUAAGGGUUAUGAAGGUGUUGUAACAAGAUGGGGUGUAACACGUCUUCCUCGUAAAACCCAUAGAGGUUUACGCAAAGUUGCCUGUAUUGGUGCAUGGCAUCCUGCUAGAGUUUCCUUCACUGUUGCCCGUGCUGGUCAGAAUGGUUACCAUCACCGUACUGAAUUGAACAAAAAGAUCUAUAAGCUUGGCAAGGCAGGACAGGAGUCCCAUACAGCAAUAACCGAGUUUGACAGGACCGAGAAAGACAUUACUCCUAUGGGUGGAUUUCCUCACUAUGGUGUUGUGAAGGAUGACUUCCUCUUGAUCAAAGGUUGCUGUGUUGGCCCCAAGAAAAGAGUUGUUACCCUCCGCCAAUCUCUGCUCAACCAGACCUCACGUGUUGCUCUCGAGGAGAUUAAGCUCAAAUUCAUCGAUACUUCCUCCAAGUUUGGACACGGUCGUUUCCAGACCACACAGGAGAAGCAGAAAAUCUAUGGUCGUCUCAAGGCUUAAGUUUCCCGUUGUAUCACAGUUUUUUGUGUCUUCGUUUUGGAAUUUAGAAGUUUUGUUUCAUCUUUUGUAAAACAACGAGAGUACAUUUUAGCUAUACCUUACCCAAGGCUGCCUGUUUGUGUUUCAUCAAGUGAUUUUACAACCA